Zea mays is the source of this 1601-nucleotide messenger RNA. RefSeq names its product Purple acid phosphatase 22. NCBI's taxonomy places the organism in Eukaryota, Viridiplantae, Streptophyta, Magnoliopsida, Poales, Poaceae. The record is from RefSeq and is marked provisional. Gene Ontology annotation, molecular function: acid phosphatase activity; metal ion binding.
GGCAGGCACAUGCAUGGUCCUCCGACGAUCCAUCCGCAUGCUGAACGAUCAACAUCUCAGGUUGCCCGAACUUGUCCGCUCAUAAAGAAGAAUGCGCACGACGCGUUGCAUGCUCAUGGUCGCCCAAGCUCUCGUCGUCGUCUCCGCGUUGCUGGCCGCCGCCGCCGCCGCCACCGCGGCAGAGUAUGUCCGGCCUCCACCAGGGCGGAUCAUCCUCACAGAGCACACCGAGCCCGCCGCCCAUCCUCAGCAGGUCCAUGUAUCGGCCGUCGGGGAGAAGCACGUGAGGGUGUCGUGGGUCACCGACGACAUGCGCGCGCAGUCCGUGGUGGACUACGGCAAGGCCUCCCGGAACUACACCGCGUCCGCCACCGGCGAGCACACGUCAUACCGCUACUUCCUCUACUCGUCCGGCAAGAUCCACCACGUCAGCAUCGGCCCGCUGGAGCCCAGCACCGUGUACUACUACCGGUGCGGCAAGGCAGGGAAGGAGUUCAGCCUCAGGACCCCGCCGGCCGCGCUGCCUAUCGAGCUCGCCCUCGUCGGCGACCUGGGGCAGACCGAGUGGACGGCGUCGACGCUGGCGCACGCCAGCAAGACGGGCCACGACAUGCUGCUGGUGCCCGGCGACCUGUCGUACGCCGACACGCAGCAGGCCCUGUGGGACUCGUUCGGGCGGUUCGUGCAGCGGCACGCGAGCCGGCGGCCGUGGAUGGUCACGCAGGGCAACCACGAGGUGGAGGCGCCGCCCCUGCCGGUCCCGGCCGGCUCGCCGCCCCCGUUCGCCGCAUACGGCGCGCGGUGGCGGAUGCCGCACGAGGAGAGCGGGUCACCGUCCAACCUCUACUACUCCUUCGGCGCGGCGGGGGGCGCCGUGCAUGUCGUCAUGCUGGGCUCCUACGCCCCCUUCAACGCCAGCUCGGACCAGUACCGGUGGCUGGCCAGGGACCUCGCUGCCGUGGACCGCCGCGCCACGCCCUGGCUCGUGGUGCUGCUGCACGCGCCCUGGUACAACACGAACGCGGCGCAUCAGGGCGAGGGCGAGGCCAUGAGGAAGGCCAUGGAGCGGCUGCUCUUCCAGGCACGCGUCGACGUUGUCUUCGCUGGCCACGUUCAUGCCUACGAACGCUUCGCAAGGGUCUAUGACAACGAGGCGAACCCGUGCGGACCCGUGUACAUCACCAUAGGCGACGGCGGCAACAGAGAAGGCCUUGCAUUCAACUUUGACAAGAACCACACGCUGGCGCCAUUGUCGAUGACGAGGGAGGCGAGCUUCGGGCACGGGCGGCUGAGGGUGGUCAACACCACCUCGGCGCACUGGGCGUGGCACCGCAACGACGACGCGGACUCCGUGGUUCGCGACGAGCUCUGGUUGGAGAGCCUGGCCGCCAAGGCCUCGUGCCGGCAGCACGCCGAUCCCGCCGUCGUCGAUUGGGACGAUGAGUUGUAGCGGCCCAUCUCUUGUUUCGCCCAAAAGCCAAAACACGAAAAUUUGCGGCGCGCGUUUGCACAUCCGCGAACGCUUCCACGUCGUGUAGUGCAUGUCUCUCAAAUUAUACUUUUGUCACACUAAUUUAUCGACCCAUGGGCUCUUUUGAAAC